This is a messenger RNA of Zymoseptoria tritici IPO323, 1215 nucleotides long. RefSeq lists its product as uncharacterized. NCBI's taxonomy places the organism in Eukaryota, Fungi, Ascomycota, Dothideomycetes, Mycosphaerellales, Mycosphaerellaceae. The transcript is spliced from 4 exons. The record is from RefSeq and is a predicted model, not a curated record. The coding region runs from base 28 to 1215 and encodes 395 amino acids.
AUCGUCUUGGACCAUGAUCCUCUCAUCAUGUGGGACGUCUCGGCCUGGUUAGAUGACGCCGAAAACACACCUCCCGCCAGCAGCACACGUGCUAGCAAACGCGCCCGCGACAACAACGACCAACCAGACUUCCGCUGCCAACACUACACUUCGCGCAAGCGUUCGUGUCUCGUCGAUCCCAAAGCCAACCGCAGCGUUCCGCCUCGCGUUGGCAUCAACAACAAGAGUGCCAUGUCCCGCACGCCUUCGCCGAAUAAGCGACGCCCUCUGCGGAGUGACCAGCGCUCCCACGACACCGAUGUGGACGAGACGACAAUGCCAACGCCCGUGGCCCGUCAAUCGCGACGACCAGCUGCCCGCCCCGACAAUCGCUUCGCAACCCAUUUCCCGCCUCCAUCCGACGACGACGUCCGAUCUUACGGCUCCGCCUCGUCGCACUCGACCAAGCACUCGACCCGGUCUAAGAGUCCGAUGAAAGAUGCUGUGGACCUGCGCUUGGCGGACACGUCGAUCCGAUACUGCAGAAGAAGCGACGUAGCUCUGCCAAGGUGCUUGGAUAAUCUCUGUGAGGAGCUGGAGGCCAUUGCGGAGGGCGAUGAGCUGAUACCCGAGACCAUCUGGGCCCGAAUGCGGCAGCAGGGCGAGAGCAAGCUAAAAGCCCGGCACAAAGCUCCCGAGGCCCAGCAACAUCUCCCCCUCGACCACGAGCAUGACUUCCUGCAACUAUGCGACAUCUUGAAAGACGCACUCCGGCAAGAAGACGACAACGCCUCCGAGCCGUCGUGGAAUGCCGAAGUUCACGCACCAGUCCUCCGCGUAGCUCUCAGGCCGCACGAGGAGUCGCUUUACUUCCACAACAUGCAAGUCCAGCCACACGAUCGCACGCCAGCUGUAGAGCUGCAGGCCUCCGAGUCCCGCUUAGUCGACUACUCGAUCAAUCUCACCCCUUCCUACUCGGAGCGCGCCGUCAUCGAGACCUUCCUCAAAAGGCAGCCACAUAGCCAUGCCACUAUUACGCAAACCAUGUACGCUGCCGUGCGCGUGCGCCCUUACAUCGCCUCUAUCGAAACUAAGACCGUCUCUGAAUUCGACAAGGCGAAAAACCAGCUCGCCGUCUGGAGCGCCGCACACCUCGCGCGCCUCAACGAAAAUGCGGUCGACAUCGUCAAUGCGAACAUUACACUUGGUGCUACGGACAGCCUGCUGGAUCUGUAG